Molecule: messenger RNA, 1949 nt
Organism: Alnus glutinosa
Lineage: Eukaryota; Viridiplantae; Streptophyta; Magnoliopsida; Fagales; Betulaceae
Product: berberine bridge enzyme-like 8
Exons: 1
Coding region: 203-1882 (559 amino acids)
Molecular function (GO): FAD binding; oxidoreductase activity
Source: RefSeq, a predicted model, not a curated record
CGCGAUACAUCUCUAUGUUUUGUGCCGCUAGACAACAGGUUACCUUCACAACCUGCUUUUGCAAGUCUUCAAUCAUUGAGAGGUGCCUUGCCUAAUAAUCUUAUCUAUUCUUCAUCGAGUUUGUUAGCCUCCAGGCAAGUCCUUCUCUAUAUAUAGUACCAUCUUAAGGGUUCUGUGGACAAACUCAACAUUUAAUUUCUUAAUGGCUAAUAUGGGAGUUUUAGGGCCGGCAAUGCUUUCAUUGCUCGCAAUAUUGCUUCUCUCUUUCUCAUGGCAAACAUCGGGAUCAUCUUCUGGGUCCUUUAUUCACUGCCUUUUGAACCAUUUUCAGCCCUCAUCUCACCCAAUCUCUGCAGCAAUAUUUACUCCCAGCAAUUCCUUCUACUCUUCUGUUUUCAAAUCUUACAUCCGAAACCUUCGAUUCAACACCUCCACAACCCACAAACCUUUUCUCAUUCUCACUGCUUUGCAUGAGUCCCACAUUCAAGCAGCAGUACUUUGUGCUCAAAAGCAUAACCUCCAAAUGAAAAUUCGCAGCGGAGGCCAUGACUUCGAGGGCGUGUCAUACGUGUCCGAAGUCCCAUUCUUUAUCCUUGACAUGUUCAAUCUCCGUUCCAUUCACAUUGACGUGGAAAGUGAGACUGCUUGGGUCCAGGCUGGAGCAACUCUUGGCGAACUUUACUAUAGAAUUGCUGAGAAAAGUAAAGCGCAUGGCUUUCCCGCUGGCGUUUGUCCCACCGUCGGUGUCGGUGGGCAUUUCAGCGGAGGUGGCUAUGGCAAUAUGAUGAGAAAGUACGGCCUCUCAGUGGAUAACAUUGUUGAUGCACAACUAGUUGAUGUUAGAGGCAGACUUCUUGACAGAAAAUCUAUGGGAGAAGAUCUGUUUUGGGCUAUUAGAGGCGGCGGAGGAGCAAGCUUCGGCGUCAUCGUUUCGUACAAAAUCAACCUUGUUCGCAUGCCGGAAACUGUAACUGUUUUCCAGGUCGCCAAGACAUUAGAAGAGAAUGCCACGGACAUCGUGCAUCGGUGGCAACAUGUCGCAGAUAAGCUGGAUAAAGACCUUUUCAUUAGGCUUAUCCUGGACGUGGUAAAUGGAACCAAUGGAAAGAAGACUGGAAGGGCUUCGUUCAUCGCCUUGUUUCUUGGAGACUCCGAAAGACUUGUCUCGGUCAUGAGCAAGAGCUUCCCUGAAUUGGGUUUGAAGAAAUCUGAUUGCAAUGAAACCAGCUGGCUUCAAUCUGUGCUUUACUGGGCAAGCUUCCCCCUUGGGACGACAAACGAUGUUUUGCUGAGCCGAACAUAUCAAGCUCUAGCCUAUCAGAAGAGGAAAUCAGACUAUUUGAAGAAGCCCAUUUCAAAGGAUGGUUUGGAGGUUAUUUGGAAGAGAUUGAUUGAGCUGAAGUCGGUGAUGCUGACUUUCAACCCAUAUGGUGGAAGAAUGGCUGAGAUUCCCGCUGAGGAAACGCCUUUCCCACAUCGGGCCGGGAACCUAGCAAAGAUACAGUACGCCGCAAACUGGAAUGAGGCGGGGAAGAAGGUGACGGAUAACUAUAUAAAUUUGACAAGAAAGCUUUACAGCUACAUGACUCCAUACGUGUCCAAGAAUCCAAGGGAGACAUUUUUCAACUACAAUGAUCUUGAUUUGGGCAUCAACCAUAACGGCAAGAAAAGCUACCAGGAAGGAAGAGUUUAUGGGAUCAAGUAUUUCAAGGGUAACUUCAAUAGGUUGGUAAAGAUUAAGACUAAGGUUGAUCCAGGUAACUUCUUUAGGAAUGAACAAAGCAUCCCUACUUUUGGAAAUGAUUCAUGUAUUAUUAGUGCACAACUUCAAAACACUUUAGGGUGGGAUUCAUUGUAUAUGUCAUAUCUCAAUGUGCCUUGAAAUUGUGCACAAAUUGUACGCUACAAGCAUUUUUAGCAUUUUUCCCCUACUCUUGUCUAUCUAAGGA